Messenger RNA from Nematolebias whitei (Rio pearlfish), 5235 nucleotides. RefSeq names its product lipoxygenase homology domain-containing protein 1-like. NCBI's taxonomy places the organism in Eukaryota, Metazoa, Chordata, Actinopteri, Cyprinodontiformes, Rivulidae. Bases 1 to 5235 code for a protein of 1744 amino acids. The record is from RefSeq and is a predicted model, not a curated record. The transcript has 35 exons. Gene Ontology annotation, molecular function: protein binding.
AUGAUUCCUAAGUUUGGACAUUUUUUUGAUUCUAGGAGUCGGACGGCAUUUGAAAGGGCCAAAACGGACGUUUUCAGAAUUAGAACUCACAAUGUUGGAGCUUUAAAAAAAAUAAGGAUUGAGCACGACAACACGGGUAUGAAUGCCAGCUGGUUCCUGGACCGAGUGGUCAUCACAGAUGUGAUCCGGCCUCACUUGAGGUUCUACUUUUCUUGUAAUAACUGGCUCAGUAAAGUGGAAGGAGACAGCCUUUAUGUUAGAGACCUGCUGGCCACCAUGGACCCCAUGGACAUGCCCAAAUAUAACAAAUAUGUGGUGAGCGUUUUCACUGCGGAUGUCAAAGGGAGCGGAACAGAUGCGGACGUCUUCAUCAACAUAUUUGGAGAGCUUGGGGAUACAGGGGAGAGGCGACUCGACAGUGACAAAAACAACUUUGAAAAAGGCACAGAGGACAAGUUCACUAUUGAGGCGCCGAACUUGGGCAAAAUUAGGAAGAUCACCAUCGGCCACAACAACAAAGGCUCGUCAGCAGGAUGGUUUGUAGAAAAGGUGAUAUUGGAUGAUAUGGGAAACAAAAUAGUGUAUGAAUUUCCUGUCAAUCGUUGGUUUGCCCUGGAUGAGGACGAUGGGAAGAUUCAGAGGGACGUCUUAGUGGGAGGGAAUCAGCCCACAGGUAUUGUGUACAACAUUCAGAUUGUGACAGGACACGUCCGAGGAGCGGGAACCAAUUCCAAAGUCCACAUUGUGAUGCACGGCACCAAAGGCCUGAAGAACAGUGGCAAGGUAUUUUUGGAGGGAGGGAAGUUUGAGCACGGUCUGACCGACAUCUUUAAUGUUGAGAUUGCUGCUCUCCUCAGUCCCCUCAGCAGAGUCACAAUUGGACAUGACAAUGACGGCAUGAGUGCCGGGUGGUACUGCGAGAAGGUGGUCGUGUACUGUCCGUUCACAGGAAUCGAGCAGACCUUCCCCUGCAGUAAAUGGCUGGAUGAUGAUGAGGGGGACGGGCUGAUCGAGCGGGAGCUGUAUGAGAUGGUCUCUCUUAGGCAAAGGAGACAGAAGAAGCACCCCUGGUCCUUGUGGAUUUGGACGUCAGACAUACCCAGCGCAGGAACAGAUGCAGAUAUUUCCUUUCAGGUUUACGGAGAAAAGGGUAAAUCAGAUGAGAUCAGGCUGGACAAUAAAUCUGACAACUUUGAGCAGGGACAAGUGGAUAGAUUUAUGGUUGAGCUGCCUGAUUUGGGAAAACUGAUCAAACUUCGAAUCUGGCACGAGAAGAGGCAUCCAUUUGCAGGAUGGCAUCUGGGCAAGGUGACUCUGAUGAAGACCUUGACAAAGGAGAAGUACACGUUCCCAUGUGAGCGCUGGCUGGACAUCAGCGAAGAUGAUAAUGAAGUUGUGAGGGAGCUUCCAGCCAGUGGAGAUCUGAUUAAUGAACCACUGCCUGUGAUUAAAUACAGACUGACAGUCUGUACGGGAAAUGUUGGCGGGAGUGGCACAGAUGCCUCCAUUUUUAUAAACCUGAUUGGAGACCUGGGAGACACCGGAGAACGGCAGCUGAUCAACUGCAAAAACAAUGUCAACAAGUUUGAAAAAGGAAAUAUGGAUGAGUUUAUAGUUGAGGCAGUAACCAUCGGGCACAUCCGCAGGAUGAGGAUUGGACAUGAUGGUAAAGGUGGAAGCUGCGGAUGGUUUCUGGACAAAGUGGUUGUGAGAGAAGAAGGAAAGGCAGAGGCCAAUGCUGUAGAAUUCCCCUGCAACAGGUGGCUGGACCGCAAUGAGGACGAUGGACAGAUCUUUAGAGAAUUGGUGCCAUUCUCAGAUGGACAGCGUCUUUACAAUAUCAGUUAUCGGAUCGCAGUGAAGACAGGUGACAUCCCCGGUGGCAGCUCAGACUCCAACGUGUUUGUCAAGCUCUACGGGGAGAAAGGAGACACCGACAAGAUGAUGCUCGUGGUUUCUACCAAUAACUUGGGGAACUACUUCGAGACGGGCCGCGUUGACAUCUUCACAGUGGAAACUUUUGAUAUCGGACAGAUCAACCGCUUGAUGAUCGGUCACACCAAUAAAGGGAUGCGUGCUGGUUGGUUCUUGGACAGCGUUCAGAUUUUGGUUCCAGUUCAUGGACAGAAAUACAUGUUCCCCAGUCACCGCUGGCUGGACAAGGAUGAGGCUGAUGGGAAGACCGAGGUGGAGAUUUACCCAAGCGAGAUACUAGAUAUGGAACAAUUGAUAAGCUACGAGAUAGUAGUAGUUACAGGAGAUGUGAUGUUCGCCGGCACCAACGCCAAAGUGUUCAUCCAGAUCUACGGGGAAAAGGGAAAGACUGAAGUUAUCAGGCUUGAAAGCAGAUCCAACAACUUUGAGAGGAACACAACUGAAAUAUUCAAGAUAGAGGCGAAAGACGUGGGCAAGAUCUUCAAAGUGCGCAUCGGACACGACGACUCAGGGAUUGGAGCCGGUUGGUUCCUGGAGACGGUAGACGUCAAACAUUUAAUUCUGGCAUUGGUGCCCAAGGAGAAGAAAAAAGAAGACAAGAAGAAAAAAAAGAAAAAGAAGAAAGACGAGGAGGAUGAGGAUGAAGAAGGAGGAGAGGAGAUGCAGGAGGUGGUGCUUACGUAUCAUUUCCCCUGUUCGCGCUGGCUGAGCAGGGGGGAGGAGGACGGGGAGCUGGCGGUGGAGCUGCUGCCCGAGGAUGCUGAAAAUCUGGAAGUCAACACCUAUGAAGUGUGCGUCUUCACCGGUGACAUGCUGGGAGCUGGGACAGAUGCCAAUGUCUAUAUUAAUAUUUAUGGGGAGAACGGAGACACCGGAGAGCGCUUCCUGUGGAAUUCUGACAACAUUAACAAAUUUGAGAGAGGCCAGGAGGAUGUUUUUAUUGUGACAGCGAUUGAUUUAGGCCUAUUGAAGAAGCUGCGAAUUCGCCAUGACAACUCUCAGCCUUACUCAUCCUGGUACCUGGACCGUGUUGAGAUAGUGGACACGCAGGAGGACGUAACGUACUACUUCCCCUGUAACCGCUGGCUCGCAGUCAAGGAGGACGAUGGUCAGAUCGCACGAGAGCUGGUUCCUGUUGAUGAGGCCUUUAUGAGGAAGGAUGAGGAUGAGGAGGGCACAGGAGGGGCCACUCUGGGUCUGGAGCAGAAAUCCAUGUCGACUACAUAUACUCUUAAAAUAAAAACUGGGGAAAAAAAGUAUGCUGGGACGGAUGCCAAUGUUUUUGCCAUACUUUUUGGAGAAAAUGAUGAUACAGGGAUUGUCAAUCUAAAGGCCUGUAAAAACUAUAAGAACAAGUUUGAGCAGGGGAUGAUUAAUGAGUUCACUGUGGAGGCUGUGGACCUGGGCGACCUGGAGAAGCUUCAAAUUGGACACGACAACUCAGGAGGUUCACCUGGCUGGUUUUUGGACUGGGUCGAAAUUGACGCCCCCUCUCAGGGACAGAAACUACGUUUCCCAUGUGGCCGCUGGUUGGAUAAAGGAGAGGAUGAUGGUGUGAUCAUGAGGGAUCUCUAUCCUGCUGAGUUACAGACUGAAUUCUACACUCCAUUCGUGCCUUAUGAGAUCAAGAUUUUCACCAGCGAUGUGUUUGCUGCGGGGACAGACGCUGAUGUGUUCAUAGUCUUGUACGGACAAAACGGGCUGGGCACGCAGCAGAAGCACCUGUGUGUCAACGAGAGAGAACGGCGGCUCUACUUCGAGAGAGGAGCUGAGGACAUGUUCAUUGUGGAGCUAGAAGACAUCGGUGAUGUUAUAGAGAAGAUCAGGAUCGGGCACGACAACAGGGGCACCAAUCCAGGAUGGCACCUUGACCGAGUGGAGAUCAGGCGACAGCUCCGGAAAGGAAAAGGUUCAGAGACAACAAUUUUCCCAUGUGAGUGUUGGCUGGCCAAGUCUGAGGAUGACGGUGAGACGGUGAGGGAGCUGGUCCCCUCUGACAUCAUCACGCAGAAACUCCUCAGGGACGGGACGCUGAAGUCAACCGAGACCGAGGUGGAGGAUGCUUUGGAGACUCACACAUACAAGGUGUCGGUGCGGACAGGCGACAUGCACGGAGCGGGAACUGAUGCCAAUGUUUUUCUCACCAUCUACGGAGACCUGGGAGACACAGGAGAGCGAAAACUCGCCAAAUCUGAGAACAACAAAAACAAGUUUGAGAGAGGAGAGGUGGACAGGUUUACAAUCGAGGCUGUGGACCUGGGACAGGUGUUUAAAAUCCGUAUUCGCCACGACAACUCCAUGGUUGGUGCUGAUUGGUACCUUGACCAGGUUGAGGUGCAAGAUGUGGAAACAGAAGAAGUUUAUAUGUUCCUGUGUGAACGCUGGUUGUCAAAAAAGAAAGAGGACAAACAGACUGAGAGGACAUUCUUCGUCAAGGCGUAUGAGGGUGAAAGGAAUACAGAUCCAUACUUUAAGAAGAUGGCCCAAAACAGACAAGGUCUGGACCGAAACGCCAACAAGAAGAAAAAGAAGAAAAAGGUGGCAGUAGUGGAAGAAGGUCCAAUCAUCCCGUACCAUUUCACACUCUCCACGGGGGUCGACCGUGAUGCCAGCACUACUGCCAGGGUGUAUGUCAUCAUCAUGGGCCCCAACGAAGUCGAGACAGACCGUCUGUGGCUGGACCUGCCAGAAGGAAAGAAAUCCUUCAGCGCUGGCGGCAUGGAGCACUUUGUGUGCUAUGGAACGGACGUGGGAGAGAUCAAGAGGGUGGAACUUGGUCAUAACGGUGUCACACCAGAGAGCUGCUGGUUGGUGGACGAGCUGUCGGUUGCCGUGCCAACCAAAGGUAUCAAGUACAUCUUUCCAUGUAAGUGCUGGUUGGCAAAAGACAGGGGAGAUGGUCUGACUGCCAGACUGUUAAACGUGCUAGACUCCAGCACAAUCAACAUUAUCCGUAAAGUUAUUUAUUCAAUCACAGUUGUCACAGGAGACACUCAGUAUGCAGGGACGGAUACCAACAUUUUUUUGACUGUGUACGGGGCCAACGGGAGCACAGAGGAAAUGCUGCUGCCGAAAAAUGGAGAUAGGUUUGAAAGGGACCAAGAAGACACAUUCACCUUGGAGAUUGAUGACAUCGCUCCUCUGAAGAAGAUCAGAGUUUGGAUUGAUGGCAGCGGGUGUCGGCCCGACUGGUUUCUCGACAGGCAGCUGUCUCAGAAGGCAGGCUCUUUGAGUGAUGCGGGAGGAAGGGAGGGUGUUUGGCAGAGCUCCCCCUCCCGGAGGGAGGCGAUGGAGAAUUAA